Messenger RNA from Antechinus flavipes (yellow-footed antechinus), 2020 nucleotides. It is a transcript of the gene PINX1, whose product is annotated as PIN2 (TERF1) interacting telomerase inhibitor 1. The coding region runs from base 176 to 1177 and encodes 333 amino acids. Gene Ontology annotation, molecular function: telomerase inhibitor activity; nucleic acid binding. Gene Ontology annotation, biological process: regulation of ribosome biogenesis. Lineage: Eukaryota; Metazoa; Chordata; Mammalia; Dasyuromorphia; Dasyuridae. The transcript is spliced from 7 exons. The record is from RefSeq and is a predicted model, not a curated record. Gene Ontology annotation, cellular component: nucleolus.
GCGUUCCUGUGUCGUCAUCGGGCCGCGCCGCCACUGCCGGCUACCUCAGAUUCCUCGUGCGGUUCCUGGUCAUUUGAGCUAUUCGGGUUCCCGGAGGAGGGCUUUGCUCCUGCCGGGUCUGUCUUGUGGCGCGGUGGUCCGGUGCCGGCGCCCGUAGCGUUGGGGCGCCUCCAGAAUGGCGAUGCUGGCUGAACCCCGGCGGAAGCAGAAAUGGUCUCUAGAUCCAAGAAACACUGCAUGGAGUAAUGAUGAUUCCAAGUUUGGCCAAAAAAUGCUGGAGAAAAUGGGAUGGUCUAAGGGAAAGGGACUAGGGGCUCAGGAGCAAGGAGCCACAGAACAUAUUAAAGUUCAAGUUAAAAACAACCAGCUUGGCCUGGGAGCCUCAGCCAAUCAUGAGGACAACUGGCUGGCUCCCCAAGAGGAAUUUAAUCAACUUCUUGCUGAACUGAACAGUUGUCAUGGACAAGAAGGAAAAGAUUUUUCGGACAAGGGGAAAAAAUCAUUUAACCUUGAAGAGAAGUCCAAAUCCUCAAAAAGAAGAGUUCACUAUACAAAAUUUACAAAGGGAAAGGAUCUUUCUUCUCGGAGUAAAACAGAUCUGGAUUGCAUUUUUGGGAAAAGGAAAAAGAAUGAUGUUUCUAAGGAAAGUCAUAGUUCAAGUACUACCGAUAAGGAAAAAGCUACUCCCACUGUGACCAGUAACCUCACUGUACAGGAAUAUUUUGCCAAACGAAUGUCAGAGAUAAAGAACAAAUCAGUAGCCAUACAGACAGCUUCUGCUGAAACCCAGUCUUUUGAAGAGAAAAGAACUAAACAGAAAAAAGAAAAAAAGAAAAGGAAAGAAGCUGAGGACUGUAACAAACUGAAGGCCAAGCAUCCCAAAAAGGAGAAUCUGGAGGAAGAGGAGGGAUGGCAUGCUUACCAUAGGUCAAAGAAAAAGACCCUUGCUGAGAACCAGGUUGGAGAUCCUGUUUACGAUCAGAGUCUCGAUGCUUCCCCUAAGGAGAGACCACUUUGUGAUGAGCAAGGACCCACUAUAGGAACUAUUGCCACAGAACAAAAAAAGAAAAAAAAGAAAAAGCAAGAGGAAAUGGUCAUGGGAUCUGCCCAAGAGCAAACAUCAGAAAAGACAGGGGGGAGCAAGAAGAAGAAGAAAAAAAAGAAAGGCCUUGAAUAAAGAAGUUUUCUUUACUUGCAUUUUCAUGUCAUUUGAAUGUCAUAAUACUUUUGGUGCAGCCUUAUGAAAAAGAAGAGAAAAGAAAGAAGCUUUGGCCUGAAGUCAGUGAAGAGUUUACCCAAGAUGAUUUGUUCACAUCUUUUAACAUGCCCAUGAUUGCUGGGUCUCGCCCUCUCAUCAUAUUUUUCCCAACUUAAAAAAAAAAAUUCCCAGAAGAACUUGAAAAACAAUCCAGAUCAUGUCUGUGAAGCAAGAUUAUUUUUAAGACCCUGGAUCCUACAUUGUUUAUAUAUCUGGGAGGGGGGGAGGAGAGUGGAGGAGAAAGAAACAUAUGUGAGGUAUAAUAUACCUUUGCAUAUACACACACACAGAUAUUUGAAUUUUCCACUAUUUCCUUUGGCAAUAAUAAAUUAUGCUUCCUUUUGAAAGAUUUGCCCUAAUUAAAGGAUUAUGAGUUGAUGCUGAAGAGUAUAACCAAAUAGUUCCUAUUGUUCUCUAGCCAACCAAUUUAUUUGUGCCAACUAGGAAUUAUGUGAUUUUUUUUUUAAUUUGUUUUUGCCUCAGAUUAGCAUUCUCUAUGGGUAUUUCUGUUGCUUCUCUUCCACUGAGCAGUGGCUGAGAAGCAUUCCAAAGAUUCUAGAUGACUUCAAAUUAUUAAUAUUGGACUAGAUUCUCAGUGUAGUUUUGUUCUGAUAAGUGUUAUGUUUGUGUCUACAUUGAAUUUUGUCUUUUCUGAGCUAUUUUGCAUAUUUGAUUGUACCUGAUGCCAAAUAAGCCAUAACUUUGGUUAUAUGGAUCAGAUUUGCAAAAUCUACCAAAAUAAAAUAAAAACUGAAAACUAAA